CUCUGUGUUAUAAUUAGCAUCUGUUUUCAAACUGACGACCUUUCCCUGCAUUGCAUCCAGCCAGCAGGCAGCCGGGGGCAAAUCUAUUAAUAACACUAGUUGGUGUGCUGUAAACCAGAAAGAGGUGCAGUUUGUUGUGACAUGGCCUGCAGAGCAGACACCGAGCUGAAACCUCAAAGCUUUAAAUUUACAGUUCCCUUAGAGCAGGAGGAUGAAUCUGCUUUACUCGAGGAAGACUCUGAGCCUGAGGUAAUCCCUGAUGCCGUGCUACAGGUAGAGGGAGAGUCUUUUUAUGUCAACCGUCAACAGCUUGCUCUCCAGAGUCCUUAUUUCAGGGCUCUGUUCUUUGGCUGUGGCGUAGAGAGCAACAAAAGGCAUGUUGAGCUCAAAGGUGUGGGCCUGCAGCAUUUCCGGGUCCUGAUGGAAUACAGCAAGACAUCCAGUCUAGCUUUGGACAGAGAAAACGUUCUGGGGAUCCUUGAGACUGCAGACUUCCUCCAACUAGAGCAAGCCAGACUGCUGUGCUGCAAGUUUCUCGAGCGUGAGCUGCACCUCAGUAACUGUUUGGGAAUGAUGGCGUAUGCCUGGCAGCUGGGCUGCACUCAGCUCUACGCCGCAGCACGACAGGUGGUGCUCACACACUUCUCUGCUAUUGUCGCUGAAGAGGACUUUGUGUACCUGUCUAAGGAGACGGUGGCACACCUUCUUGCCAGUGAUGACCUGGCCAUCCAUAAAGAUGAUCUGGCUGUUGAGGCUACCCUACGCUGGGUGUCAUUUGACCCUAAACGAGAGGAGCACUUUCUGGAGCUCAUUGAGCUGGUGAGGCCUGAGUCACUGUCUUUACCGUUUAUCACUGUACUUUUGACCAGAAUGAAAAGCUCUGAUCCCAGAGCCAAGCUCAUCUGCAAGAUGAAUGAACAUUUUCCAGCUUCUUGGUCAGUAGGCAGGUCAAUACCAAGAACCAGGGCCAGAGAAACACUCUUUGUCCUGGGUGGACCUCACGAUCAGGAGCAACAGGCACUGUACCAGUUUCAUCCUGUCAGUGGUAGAUGGCAGAGCUGUGCACCUCUGCAGAGGAAGAACCUCACACAGUACUCGGUAGCUGCAGUAGGAGACUGUGUGGUUGUGACAGGUGGCUACUUCCGUGAUGUGUUGUGGUUCAGUGUGGACUGGGUCAGGAUGUAUGAAUGUGGGAACCAGCGGUGGGUGGAUGGGCCGGCCCUGCAGAAGUCCAGGCACAGCCACUGCUCCAUAGGACUGGAUUCAGUACUGUAUGUCUUUGGGGGCAGUAUGGAUGAAGGGCUUGUGGAUGAUGUAGAAAGGCUGGUCUUGGGGUCAGAGGAGGGUUGGGAGGGGGUCAGCCCCAUGAUUAUGGCUGUGGAGAGGGCAGCCACUGCCACUCUGGGGUCGUGUAUCUAUGUAGCGUGCGGUCUGGAUGAAAACGGGGAGGUGUAUGGUGGAAUUCAGAAGUAUGCAGUGAAGGAGGAUCAGUGGGAUGUGGUCUCCUAUUCUCCAUUUCCAAGAUAUGACCUGGUUGCUACUGAGCUCAACGGUGCCCUCUACCUGUUUGGAGACCAAGCUUUGCGUUUUGAUGAGGAGACAGAUGAGUGGACUGCGCUGGAGGAGGAAUGUCUAAGAAGAAAAUUCUUCUGUGGCUGCACCACAGUCAGCGGACAGAUAUACCUGCUGACCACACAAUCAACAAAGCAUCCAUGUGCACUCUUGAGAGAACAGUCAAGUGUUACUUCAAUGGAAACAUCACAUUUUUCCUGCUAUGAGUUUUAUAUCUCUUUUUGAUUAAAAAAACUAUUCUACUGUGGGUCUAAGUGUGUUAUUCUGUGGAUCAGCCCUUUGAGUGCUCUAUAACUUUGUUGUUUUAAAUCCUACCUUGUAUUGUGGGCCUGUUCAGACAAAACAGUGUUUCUACUCCUAUCACAUUUGUCUGUCUAUAAAAGAUGAAUAGAUGCAGUAUGUGGACAUAGCAACCAAUUAUCUUAAAGAGAACCUAUGAAAAUGUAACACUAGUUUCUGGUAGUGAAUGACAUGAGUGUAGUGUGUUUUAUGAUUGUUUUUGAAAAAUAUCUCUGUGCUGUACUGUUGACAAUCACAAACUUAUGGUGAUCCACCUGAAAACAACAGUUUACAGACACUAACCAGUACACUUUGUUGGGUAAAUACAUAUUAAAUCUGAGUAAAAUACAAGUAUUUCACUAAUUACCUCCUGUUCCUAAUAAAGUAGUAGAGUCUAGUUUAUUCAUAUGAAAAUAUGCCAUCAACCUUUAUGAAAAUCAUUACAUCUUUACAUUUCAAUAAGACUUUUCUUCAUCUGAGCCAUAAAGCAUUUGACCUUAAAAUUUAAAAUAUCUCACAUUUCACUAAUGCCCGUCUGCAGAUAUGUGCAUAAUUUUCAUGGCUUACCUAGGCACUACCCAAUUCACCAAAUGUUUCAGCAAAACAUUAAAUCCACUCACAGUAAGGCCUGGCCCAUGUGUUUGUUAAGUAAAGUUAAUCCUACUUGCACACAGAGCUUGAUAUCAAAGUCACAGAGUAGUGUAGAAAACAGCAGCCAAGGCACAAAACAAAAGUCCAGUAGAGCAAACCUCACCAAAAACCUCGUGGAGAAAUAAUGCUGCCUGUCAAAAUGAUAUUCAAAGUAGAAAAAAAAGAAACAAACAAACACACAGACAUAUUUCUAGGAGCAACACAUUUUCUGCAAAGGCAUCACUUUUAUCAGACACAGGGAGGGCCUUCUCUACAAGGACAAGUUCUUCUUUGUGCACCAGGGGGCACCAUAUCUCUUCUAAGAGGUGAGCUUAACUGACAAAACCAGCUCCUGUCAAUGGAAAAAUAUAACUUCUAUCAUCCCUAAGGGGUUUCUGCAGUAGAAGUUUGUAUUCUGUCACAGAUAAUAACAUAAAAAUUGUCUGUUGACUAAAUGGUUCAUAAAAAAUAGUCUAUAAAGUGGUUUAUCAACAGAUUUCCUACAAUCAAGGUUAUUAAUAGUCUAUGUACAGUCAAUCAAACAGUGUAUGUGGAUACAAAGCUGGGGGAGUGAAUUACUAUUUAAUUCUAGCUUUAGUUUCCUUUGUUUAACACAUAUUAUACAAUAUAUUAGAUGAUAGUUUUGCGAUUCUGUAUAAAAAACAUUCAGUUUUUCUUGUUGACCUAAGAAAGCAUAAAUGUAUUAUAGCACAGUCCGGCUACUUGUAUCCUUAUGUAUUUACAAACAACUUAUUAUAAUACAAUGAAAAGAAACAGCAUAAAUACAAAAUCAAAAAAACAAAACAAAACAUGAUUUUAUGUAAUGGGAUUUUCACUGUCUCCAUGUUUUGCCAAAUUUAUUUUUACAAUACACAGUAGAGUUGGUGACAGUAGUGAUAGCGUUGCUUCCUAAGCUCACACUAAGUGUGUGGAUUUACAAUCAUUUGUGCUUCUUCACCCUCUUUUUUUUUUUUUUUUUUUUUUUUU
This is a messenger RNA of Thunnus maccoyii (southern bluefin tuna), 3468 nucleotides long. RefSeq names its product kelch-like protein 23. The record is from RefSeq and is a predicted model, not a curated record. The coding region runs from base 142 to 1797 and encodes 551 amino acids. NCBI's taxonomy places the organism in Eukaryota, Metazoa, Chordata, Actinopteri, Scombriformes, Scombridae. Gene Ontology annotation, molecular function: protein binding. The transcript is spliced from 4 exons.